This is a messenger RNA of Monascus purpureus, 3957 nucleotides long. Lineage: Eukaryota; Fungi; Ascomycota; Eurotiomycetes; Eurotiales; Aspergillaceae. The record is from the annotation of a GenBank genome assembly.
AUGCCGGCUGCGACGGGCAUUCGAAUCUCCAUAGACCGCGGUGGCACCUUCACCGACGUCAUUGCAACCGGUGUCCCCGGCCAUGACCAGCCCGUUGUGCUGAAGCUCCUGUCUGAAGACCCGGCUAACUACGCCGAUGCACCGAUCGAGGGCAUCCGGCGCGUGCUGUCGCUCGCCCAGAAGGACGAGGUGCCGCGCGGGACGCCGCUGGACACAGCCCUGAUCGAGAGCGUGCGGAUGGGAACCACCGUGGCCACCAAUGCGCUUCUCGAGCGUCGCGGAGCCAGGUGCGCUCUGCUCACAACAGCCGGGUUUGGCGACCUCCUCGCCAUCGGUACGCAGUCUCGUCCGGACAUCUUCGAUCUGGCCGUACGGAAGCCCGAUGCCCUAUAUGAGCGGGUCGUCGAGGUGGCCGAGCGUGUCACGAUGGAAGAGUUCAGCGAGAGCAGACGGCCUGAUCCAGAAAAGACGCGCAAGGCGCUUGAGACGGAUCCGGAUGUAGUGAAAUGCGAGAGCGGAGAUGUCAUUCGCAUCCUUGAGAGACCGGAUCUGGCCAAGGUCAGGGAAGACAUCCAGGCUCUUUACGAGGACGGCAUCAGGUCCAUCGCCAUCGCCUUUGCUCACUCCUAUGUCUUCCCGGACCACGAGCGACAGGUGGCGGAGAUCGCCCGCGACAUUGGCUUCACAUUCUGCUCCCUGUCGUCCGACCUGAGUGCCUCAAUCAAGCUGGUCAGCAGAGGUCUCAGCGCCGCGGCAGAUGCAUAUCUGACCCCGGUAACGAGGCGCUACAUUGACGGCUUCCGACACGGCUUCGAUGGGGCACUGGAAGGGAAGAACGCCAUCCAGUGUGAUUUUAUGAUGAGCGAUGGCGGCCUGACCAGCUGGAAGAGUUUCACUGGCGUCAGAGCAAUUCUCAGCGGACCGGCAGGUGGAUAUGUCGGAUUCGCAAGGACUUCGUACUCUGACCAAGACGGCCGGCCUGUCAUCGGCUUUGACAUGGGCGGUACAAGCACCGAUGUCUCCCGGUUUGGAGGCAGCUUCGAGCAUGUCUUCGAGAGCACAACGGCCGGUGUGACUCUCCAGACGCCCCAGCUGGACAUCAACACUGUUGCUGCCGGGGGCGGCUCGAUCCUUCAUUGCAGGAACGCGCUCUUCUAUGUUGGUCCAGAUAGCGCUGGUGCACAUCCAGGCCCUGCUUGCUACCGGAAGGGAGGUCCUUUGGCCGUGACAGACGCCAAUCUACUCCUGGGAAGACUCCUCCCUGAAUACUUCCCGUCCAUAUUCGGUCCGAAGGAGAAUGAGCCGCUCGAUAUGAAAGCUACCCGGGCGCUGUUUGAGCGCAUGGCUGUGCAGGUGAAGAGGGAGACGGGCAAGGACAUGAGUCCGGAGGACAUAGCACUAGGUUUCAUCGACGUCGCGAAUGAGACUAUGGCCCGGCCAAUCCGUGCCCUUACGCAGGCUCGAGGAUACGAACCAUCCGCACAUCGACUCGCUGUCUUCGGAGGCGCCGGUGGGCAGCACGCAUGCGAUAUGGCACGACUCCUGGGCAUCAACUCCGUGAUCAUCCACAAAUACUCGAGUAUCCUAUCUGCCUACGGGAUGGAUCUAGCCGAAGUAACCGACGAGGCUCAGGCGCCGACGUCAGAGACGUACAGCCCCGAGUCAUUAGCCAGCCUGCUGAAACGGGCAGAGGAUCUGAAGACCAAGGUGAUGCAGAGACUGGAGGGCCAGGGCAUCACUGCAUCCAUGAUCGAGGCGGAUGUAUACCUCAGCAUGAGACUGCAGGGAACAGACACAAACCUGAUGAUCCAGCAGCCAACUGACAGCGAUUUCGCCGCGGCGUUCAAUACGGAGUUCAAGCGGGAGUUUACCUACCUGGCCGAGAACCGUGAUAUCCUGGUUGAAGCUAUUCGUGUCAGGGCGAGGAGCAAGAUCCAUAUUGCAGACAACCUGACGCCCUUCAGCGAGGCCCGGGCCAUCAGAGAGGGGGCUCUGGCUGCUGUCACUCCGCAACCGACCAAGGAGUCGCCGGUCUACUUCAAGGGUCUUGGACGGGUCAGCACACCUGUCUACCAGCUGAAGAAGCUAGAUGCUGGCUCUCGGAUCCAAGGACCGGCUAUGAUCAUCGACAACACGCAGACAAUCCUCGUGCAGCCCAACUGCACCGCGAACAUCUUCAGUAAGCACGUCCUUAUUGAUGUAGGCAGCGGACAGGCCAAGACGCAGGCCGAGACUGUAUCUCCGGCCUCCCCGACGAGCGUGGAUCCAAUCCUUCUCUCAGUCUUCGGACACAGGUUCAUGAGCAUAGCAGAGCAGAUGGGCCACACACUCCAAAAGACGUGCGUCUCGGUGGCGAUUAAAGAGAGACUGGACUUCAGCUGCGCCUUAUUCGAUUCAGAUGGCGGUCUUUGCGCGAACGCGCCCCAUGUGCCAGUACAUCUGGGAAGCAUGCAAGGGAGCGUUCACUUCCAGCACAUGCUGCACUCGAAAACACUCAAGCCGGGCGACGUGCUCGUUACGAAUCAUCCGCAGGCCGGCGGAACCCAUCUCCCCGAUAUCACAGUCAUCAGUCCCGCGUUCGACGCGGAAGGCAAGAAACUCCUCUUCUACGUAGCCUCCAGGGCCCAUCAUCUCGACAUCGGCGGACUGGCCGGAAACUCAAUGCACCCCGGUGCCAAGGAACUCUGGGAAGAGGGUGCUGCUAUCAUAUCCUUCAAGCUGCUGUCCGAAGGCAGGUUUGACGAAGAGGGCAUCACGAAGAUCCUCCUCGAGGAGCCGGCGAAGUAUCCCGGGUGCUACGGGUCGAGACAUCUCAGCGAUAACCUCUCCGAUCUUAGAGCGCAGGUUGCGGCUAAUGCUCGGGGUAUUCGUCUGAUCACGGCUCUGAUUCAGGAGUAUGGGGAGGAGACGGUCAAGUUUUACAUGGGUGCUAUCCAGGCUACUGCUGAAGCAUCCGUGAGGCAGUUGCUGACGUCUACAGCUGCGAAGCUGGGACCUAUUCUUGAGGCAGAGGAUUACUUUGAUGAUGGUAGCAAGAUCCGUCUGAAGGUCAGCAUUAAGCCGGACGAUGGCAGCGCCACGUUUGAUUUCACAGGAACCAGUCCGGAAGUCUACGGAAACGCCAACGCCCCAACAGCCAUCACCAUGUCAGCCGCCAUCUACACGCUCCGCUGCCUCACCGCUACGGACAUCCCCAUGAACCAAGGCGUCCUGGCACCGGUCCACAUCAUCCUGCCCCCCGGAACGAUCAUCAACCCUAGCCCGGAAGCAGCCGUCAGCACCGGCAACGCACUAACGUCGCAACGCCUCGUCGACGUGAUCCUCAAGACCUUCCGCGCCUCAGCCGGCUCCCAGGGCUGCAUGGGCUGUCUGAGCAUGUUCGGCGGCCCCCGGCCAGACGGAGGCUGGGACUACGCCUAUGGCGAAACCGUCUGCGGAGGCAAUGGCGCCGGGCCAACCUGGCAUGGCAGUCCGGUACCGACACAGGUCCACAUGACGAACACGCGGGCGACGGAUGUCGAGAUCCUAGAGCGUCGGUAUCCGCUUCUUAUGCGGGAGUUCUCCAUCCGCCGAGGCAGUGGUGGGAAGGGCAGGUAUAGAGGUGGGAACGGGGCGCGGAGGAUCUUCGAGGCGCGCGAGCCGUUGGAGUUCUCGUUUAUGUCGGAGAGACGGACGGUGGCGCCGUAUGGAAUGGAGGGGGGCGAGGACGGCGAGAGGGGGCUGAAUCUGCGGAUCAUGAAGACGUUGGAUGGGCGCUUCCGGACGGUCAAUCUUGGGCCGAGGAGUAUGUUUGUUCUGCAGCCGGGGGAGAGGUUUAUUAUCAACACGCCUGGGGGAGGGGGAUGGGGGAGUCCUUCCCAAGCCCAGGGGGUGACAGAAGAGACACCGACGAAGAAGUACCAUGGCAGGGCUGCCGGGUCGGUGGCGGCUUGGAAGGAGGCGCAGGAGGGCCAGUGA